AUGGACCAAUACAUGAAAAACCUCUUGGCAAACCGACCGAACGUUGUCAUCGUCGACGACUCUGCGAGGAUGCAUUUCGACGAAUCACAAAGGUCGUUGUACUGUGAUCUAUCGUCUGCGGAGUUUGAAGCGGAACCUCACAAAACGGACUCCAGAUGGAAAUGCAAAAGUCAAUUGCCAUCAAUUGAUGACAGUACCAAAGCAAAAGACAUUCCAAUCGAGAAGCCUACAAAGCGAAGGACCUUGAGACCAUCCUUCUCUGGAUCAUCAAAAUCCUCUAAAUCUAAGCAAUCAUCGAGAAAGAAGUCCUCCCCUACUCCUGCCACAAUGCCAUCCAAAAAGGAGCAAGAUGCUAAAAAGGCACAGCUGAUUAUCGACCUGGUUCAAUCCCUUGCAUUCAGGGCUGUGACGGCGAUCCAUAAUGUGAAACGAAGCGAAAGAGAAUCUCCUUCAACGAGAGCAUGCGAGUAA
Molecule: messenger RNA, 471 nt
Organism: Cylindrotheca closterium
Lineage: Eukaryota; Bacillariophyta; Bacillariophyceae; Bacillariales; Bacillariaceae
Source: the annotation of a GenBank genome assembly